Molecule: messenger RNA, 3906 nt
Organism: Mirounga angustirostris (Northern elephant seal)
Lineage: Eukaryota; Metazoa; Chordata; Mammalia; Carnivora; Phocidae
Gene: OTULIN
Product: OTU deubiquitinase with linear linkage specificity
Exons: 7
Coding region: 135-1220 (361 amino acids)
Biological process (GO): negative regulation of inflammatory response; regulation of tumor necrosis factor-mediated signaling pathway; innate immune response
Cellular component (GO): cytoplasm
Molecular function (GO): cysteine-type deubiquitinase activity
Source: RefSeq, a predicted model, not a curated record
AAGCGUCCCGCGCAGCCUCGGAAGCCGGCGAGCUGUGGAGCGGCGGCGGCCACGGCCGGGCGCCCCGACGGGAGGGGCCCUGGAUCGCUCGGAGGCGGCCGAACCGGUGUGUCGCCGCCGCCGCCGGCGGCCCCAUGAGUCGGGGCACCAUGCCCCAGCCCGGAGCGUGGCCGGGCGCGAGCCGUGCUGAGAAGCCGGCGCGGGAGGCGGGGGCCGCGUCCCCGGGCCCCGCGAGAGCCGCGGCGCCGGAGGGCGGGAAGGCGGCGGCCGGCGGGCAGCCGCGCAUCGCGGUGCGGUGCCCAGCCGAGCAUGAGGAGGACAUGUAUCGUGACGCGGAUGAAAUAGAAAAGGAGAAAGAAUUACUUACACAUGAAAGAGGGUUAUCAGCAGAAGCCAGACUGAGUGUAGCUCCUGAAAUGGACAUCAUGGACUACUGCAAAAAAGAAUGGAGGGGAAAUACACAAAAAGCCACGUGUAUGAAAAAGGGCUACGAGGAGGUGUCGCAGAAGUUCACCUCCAUCAGGCGCGUCCGCGGAGACAAUUACUGCGCACUGAGGGCCACGCUGUUCCAGGCGAUGAGCCAGCCGGCGGCGCCCCCCUCCUGGCUGCAGGACCCGGAGCUCACGCUGUUACCGGAAAAACUCAUAAGCAAAUACAACUGGAUAAAGCAGUGGAAACUUGGACUGAAAUUUGAGGGGAAGAGCGAGGACCUGGUUGAUAAAAUUAAGGAGUCCCUCACAUUGCUAAGGAAGAAGUGGGCAGGCUUGGCGGAACUAAGAACUGCCGAAGCAAGGCAGAUAGCUUGUGAUGAACUGUUCACAAAUGAGGAAGAGGAAUAUAGCCUCUAUGAAGCUGUAAAAUUUCUAAUGCUAAACAGAGCCAUUGAACUAUAUGAUGAUAAAGAGAAGGGAAAGGAAGUUCCAUUUUUCUCUGUGCUUCUGUUUGCUCGGGACACAUCAAAUGAUCCUGGACAGCUGCUAAGGAACCAUCUAAACCAGGUGGGACACACCGGUGGCCUUGAACAGGUUGAAAUGUUCCUUCUUGCUUACGCUGUGCGCCAUACCAUUCAGGUGUACCGGCUUUCCAAGUACAGCACUGAAGAGUUCAUCACGGUCUACCCCACUGAUCCGCCCCUGGACUGGCCGGUGGUGACGCUGAUCGCCGAAGAUGACCGGCACUACAACGUCCCUGUCAGAGUGUGCGAGGAGACGAGUCUGUGAGGGACACGCCGGGACAGCCUGGCCACACGGACGAGGGCCACAGGCAGCAGCCCCUUGGCUCGGGCCUUGGGUCUCCAGGUCUCUCAGAGGGACCUGUGGGAACUCUUGGGCACCGUGAGCCAAGCUGGACUGGGCUGUUCUGAAGACAACUUCUGAUAAUUAAACAAGUGUUUUCCCUCAUCUUUGAUGCAAUAUAUUUCAGGGGGGCCUUCAGAGCACUUCUUUUGGAAGGUACAAACUACAUCUUCUCCAUAACGCAGGUCUUUUGUAUCAGACGAGACUCAUUUUGGAGAGGAAUGUAUUCUUUAUGUCUCAGAAUCAAACUCUUUAAUUGUAAACUGGCUCUCCAUUUUUCCUAAGGUAGUAAGUCUCUGUUUUGGCGGUGAUGGGUCUCUGCGGUGCCCUUCCUCUGGACGGGAGUCUGUUACGGACACAGUCCUCACGUCCUCUGAUAGUCUUGUUGAGCGUUGGUUUGGAUUUACAUAUUAAUUAAAGCUAUUCUAAGCAGAUGGUCUCAUAGAAGAUAAAAAACUGGGUCCAAAAAGGAGUUACUUAAAGGCUGGAGAAGGAGCCGCCAGAGGGAUGUGACGGCACCUGGAACUCCUGACUCAGAAUGUGACAGGUGCCUGAGGUCACGGCCACACCUGGUCGGGUGCCUCAUGCAGGUGCUGCGCUGUCAGCGGGGUGAGCGCUGCUGGUAGUUGAGCUCUGGCGUCGGGCUCUUGAUUCUCCGUUUCGUAGAUGUGCCAUUUUAUAGUCAGAACAGCGCCGAGAUCCCCCUGCUCUUUUAGAGGAGGAAGCCAGGGCCCGAUGACUUCAGGCACUCUCAUCUGAGUUCGGCGAGGGGGGGAGAGGGGGAGGGGGGCUGGACCUAGGUCUGCCUGUGCCCUCUCCACAGGCUGUUUUUGAGGGUGCUUCCACUGCCCAAUUCAUGUUCCUGCCAGGGGAUGAGUCAUAGCAAAGUGUCUUAAGAUUUUUCAUGAGUAAGAUGAAGCAGAAGCAAGUACUAAAACCAAGUACGGAAGUAGGGCCAAGCUGCAUUGGCCUGUGAUUUGGUUUGGGAAGCCUGAGGGAGGAGGGAGUGUUCCUGGCAGUGAGUGAGUGCUGCCCAGAGGCCUGGUUGAACGCAGUUAGGGCCGGAGUCCUCCACAAGGGGCAUGGGCUGUGUCUGUUUUCCCCCAGGGACCAGACACAUCACUCCAGGGCUGGAUCAGCAGCACCUGCAUGGGCUCAGCCCAUGAAGGUAGUAUCACCCUGAGGUACCAAGCUUUAUUUUAUAAUAAAGUCUUUAUUUGAUUCAAUUUAAUAUAGUUAAUAAGCUAUCACAUGUUUUUGGGGAGUGGCAAACCUUUUUUGAAAAUGUAAGUUUUGCUUUAUACUUAAAAUUCUUCUAAGAAAACUCAGAGGACAAACAAAACUACGCAGACUGUUACAUUAGUAUUUUCCCAUUACCUCAUCAGUAAUACCACAGUUUGGGAGGCCUUUAUUCUUUAUAGAGUGUUGUGUUUGAAUCGGGUUCUGCUCCGAAUGUGCAUGAAUGCGUUGGAGAGGCUUUGUGGUUUUCACUGUGAAAUGUAAUGGUGCCUCGAAUAAGGAGGUACCUAGAAGCCAAAUUAAAGUAAUAAUAAUGACUUCUUAUUGGCUUUGAUGUUUCAUUUUAGGAUUUGUAAUUGUACAGUGGGAAAUGCUUACUGUUCAUUCUGGAACAUUUUUUAGAGCACUUAAAAUGUUUCGGCACAAGGCAGUGGGGGUCUCUGUCCUCCGGGGGGUUCACUGAGUCUGACUCUUGGUCCAUACCUACUAUUCAACUUAAUAAUACUCAUGACCAUCUUUACAUUUUGAAAAUGUUCUAAUCUUAGUGAACUUGAACUGAACUUUUGGGCAACUUAAUUGUUUACAUGCGUACUUUUUUCUUGUUCCUGUGUGUGGUAUUGUUAGAGCGUGUGGAAACUGUGGUCUUCACCACCACAGUGAUGCAAGUUUGAAAGCAUGCGUUCAGGUGGCUUUCUGACCCAAGGCCUAAUGGACUCUGCUCUCGGCCUGUCGUGCAGGCUUAGUGGGAUCAGAGCAUCAGAAAGGCAGAGCUUUCAAGAAACAGUAUAAAUGAUUGGCCGACUUUAAAAAAUACCGCUUCUUCAUUGUAACAUGCAACUUCAGUUGCCCAGAAUCUUAAUUCCAUGAAUCAUUCCUGGUCAUGGGCUGGUCAGGUGGCAGCAGCAGGGGAUAGAAAUUGCAUUGAGACCAAAAUGGAUGCAGGAUAAUCUACUUAGAGGGGUCUCUAAAAUGAUAGAGCGUUCUAGGAAAAGAGAAAGCACCGGUAACUACACUGGGCUUACUUUCAUUCUCUGAGCUUAUUGCAGGAGUUCAGAGAUUUGGACCCUAUGGUCUUGGCAGAAAGAUGAUCCUCAUCUUAAGCAGGCACGACUUAGAUCUUUGAACUUAUUUAAGGCGCACUGAAACCUGGAAGACGGUCCCUCUAGCAAGUUCCCUGGAAUUAACAUUGCUUCGUCAGGACCUCUUCUGGCUCCUCCCCUCACCUGCUUAGCUCCUCCUGCACACACAGCACGCACUGGUUUCACUCCUUCCUGCAGGUGGAACGGCCAUGACCACGGGAGGACGAGAGGCCAAGGUGUGGGUUUGCACUUGUGCUCCCGACCUAGGUGGGGUUUGAUCUGAAUCUUCCUUA